This is a messenger RNA of Sitophilus oryzae (rice weevil), 3149 nucleotides long. RefSeq names its product protein O-GlcNAcase. Bases 134 to 3046 code for a protein of 970 amino acids. NCBI's taxonomy places the organism in Eukaryota, Metazoa, Arthropoda, Insecta, Coleoptera, Curculionidae. The record is from RefSeq and is a predicted model, not a curated record. Gene Ontology annotation, molecular function: beta-N-acetylglucosaminidase activity. Gene Ontology annotation, biological process: glycoprotein metabolic process. The transcript is spliced from 17 exons.
CUGUGACAGCCGACGUUAAUCAACAACAUUUGACAAGUAAAUAACUUCUGAUCCCGUUUUCUUGUCAGUUUUUUCCAUUUUUAAACAGUUUGGCGAAACUUUGUGAGUAAAAUCUUAUGUGAGAUACUGCGGAAUGGCUGAGGUUGUAAGUUCUCCAGUCUCAGAAAAUCUAAACACGAAAAAUGGCAAUUUUAUUUGCGGCGUUGUCGAAGGUUUUUAUGGCAGGCCCUGGACCACCGAACAAAGAAAAGACCUGUUUCAAAAGAUGAAAAAAUGGGGUAUGGACUCGUACGUUUACGCACCUAAGGACGACUAUAAACACAGAGCUUACUGGCGGGAACUCUACACUGUUGAAGAGGCUGAACAUCUAACAGGACUGAUUCAAGCAGCUAAAGACCAAAAUAUAGUAUUCUAUUAUGCCUUAUCCCCAGGUUUAGAUAUUACUUACUCUAGUCAAAAAGAGAUCACAACACUGAAAAGAAAACUAGAGCAAGUCUCGCAAUUUGGGUGUACGGCAUUCGCUUUGUUGUUUGAUGAUAUCGAACCAGAGAUGUCUGAAGCUGAUAAAGAGAUUUUUCAAUCAUUUGCUCAAGCUCAAGUGUCUAUUACCAAUGAAAUCUUCCAACAUUUAGGUCAACCGAAAUUUCUGUUAUGCCCAACGCAAUAUUGUUCUACUAGGGCAGUGCCUAAUGUGACAAAUUCAGAGUAUUUGAACACUUUGGGUUCUAAAUUAGCUCAAGAAAUUGAUAUUAUGUGGACUGGUUUUAGAGUAAUUUCUCGAACAUUGACUAAGGAAAAUAUUCAGGAAAUCACAGAGGUUUUAAAGAGGCCCCCUGUUAUUUGGGAUAAUCUUCAUGCAAACGAUUAUGAUCAAAAAAGGGUGUUUUUAGGACCCUACUCAGGCAGAUCACCAGAUCUGAUACCGAAAUUGAGAGGGGUUGUCACAAAUCCGAAUUGUGAAUAUGGUGCUAAUUUUGUGGCAAUACACACACUGGCGCAAUGGUCCAGAUGUAAUCUAGAUGGACAAAGAGAUCUUACCAUAAAUGACACUGUUUCGGCUGAUAUUAAAUUAGAGACAGAAACUGAAGAUGGGUUGACAGAAGAUGUUCCAACUACUCUGCCUCCUAAUAUGUAUCAUCCUAAACAAGCCCUAAGAAAUGCGAUAAAGGAGUGGUUGCCAGAGUUUGCCAAACAUAAGAUGGCUUGGGGACCGAUUGCUAAACCACAACCAGCAGUGGCAGUGAUCCCAGUACCAAUAAUUCCUUCAAUUAAUACUUGUAUGAGCUUGACUUCCUGUACUACUACAACUACAUCAGCAGGAAGUCAACCGGUAGUGACUCCAAAUCAGUUGCAAGCGUUGGCCGAAGUUUGUAGCACUGUGACUUCAGUAUCUGACAGUUUGGUAAACCCAGGUCCUGGGCCUGUCAUGAAUUCUUUGGUAUCUGAUACGAAAGUGGUCACUAACGACUCUAUACCCAAUCCUAUAACGCCUGUACCAGUGCCAAUAGCUAUAAACGACUCAAAGAAAAGUAUAACAGUCCUAGAAGGAGCGGUAAUCAAACCAGAAAAGCCUAAAGGUGACGAUACCCAAGCAGUAUCAACUGAUACAGUAACAGGAGAUCGGAAAGACAGUAUUAAGGAAGAAAGUAUAAUGAACACCGAUCCAACCAUAAGUAAUGAGUCAAGUCUGAGCCCUUCUGAACCAAUGGACUGCAACAGCACCCCAAACAUAUCACCCGCGCAUGGUGUUGUCAAGGCAGCUGAAGGAUCCAAUGAGGAUGUAGCCAUGAGCGAAAAUUCUACUUCUAGUGGUUCCAUGCAAAUAGAAAGCAAUGAUACUAGUCAGAUGAUAAUGGAGAGUCAGAGUGAUAUUGAAAGGAAAACUAAUGAUCUAACCUUUGAAGACUUGGCGUUACUCUGUGAUCUAUUUUACUUACCUUUUGAGCACGGCUCUCAAGGCUUGCAGUUGUUACAGGAAUUUCAUUGGUUGAAAUCGAACGCGCAUAUCGUGAUUUCGGCCAAUCAGAGGAAGGAUAAGUCUGGGCCAGAGGCUCAAGAAUGGUUCUCCAGGGCGGAUAAAAUGCACGAAAUGACACUGGCUGUGAACAGAUUGUUUCAACAUAUUUCUUCUUGUAACAACAGGGAGAUGCUGUAUGAUCUAUACUCUUAUAUCUGGGAUAUAAGAGGCGUGAUAUCAUUGCUUAAUUCCUAUAUUAAGUGGCUUGCCAAUGGCCAAUACCCGUCGUCGAUGCCGUCGUACACCCAGGGAACUUACACAUGGUUUUCCAAGGGCUGGAAAGAGACUUUCAUGUCUGGCGAGCAGGAACCGUGGGUAUUCAGGGGCGGACUCACUGCCGAUCUUCAGAGGUUGAUACCUGUAGAUUCUGGCAACGAUCUCUUUGUCUACAAAGUCCCAGACGUGCCAACGUGCAGAGUCUACACUAUUAGGCCAUAUCUACCCACCGAUGAGGAGCAGGUCUACAAUGUUUCCACGAGGACAUGCAAGGACGGUCUGGAAGAGCUACAUCCUCUACCCGACGAGCUGAAGAGUAUCUACGCAGACAGAAUAGUCGGACCGUACUUGACUCUACACCCGGAGUUUUGUUUUGUUGUAGAGGAUGAUCUUGGCGUAGUUGGUUAUGCAGCGGCAGCUCCCGAUUACAAAAAAUUCAGAGUGAAACAGGAAAUAGCCUGGAUUCCAGAAAUGUGCCAGAAAUAUCCAGAAUACUUAGCUAAAGAUGCUACCAAACUUGUACAAGAAUGCAUAUCACAUUUUCACAACUUCAAAGACGAAGUUUACGUUAGUAGUCCUACUCACCCAUCUAGCAUGAUCUGUAGCAUUUUACCUUCGGUUUUGGACCAAUCAGUCAGCAAAAGACUGGUGACGUGUCUUCUGGCAGCGUUAAGAGCAAAUGGUACUUUUGGUGUUCAUGUUGUCAUGAACGCUCAAGACAGCUAUACGCAUGCGUUUUACGGAAAACUGGGAUUCGUGGAGAAUACGCAUGAAGCGAUCAAGGGCAAAAUUGUGAUGGGCAGAACUUUUUAAAUCAUACAUACUUAAUGUAUAUUUUCACAAGCAACACAUGGGGGAGACUGAUGAUCUUAGUUUGCACAAAGUUUUUAGUUUUGUUAAUUUUUAUUUGUUUUCU